UGAGAUCUUGUCUGCAUUAUGUUAAAGAACCCCAUGAAGUUAGAAAACAAAGUAGUAGGCAUAUGUCUUCCUUCUCCUGGUGAAAUCAAUGAGUUUUGCUGAUGAUUUCAGCAUAUGGGGUGACUAGACCCUGAUCCAGAAAAGCAAGUUAUGCCCGUGAUCAUGUGCUUUACUGAAUUGGGCCCUUAAUGUGGUGGAUCAUUUCCCAUUUUGCACUGCUGUAGUUAAAGCUCUCUGCUUUGAAAUAAAUAGUGAGUUGUCCUUAAAAAUCUGAUAGUACAAUACGGCCUGUUAUCGCUAAGUCAAGGAACAGAGCCUCAGCCAUGGAACUAUUUCUUUUUACCAACUCAGUAGGGAAACUGCUCUGCCUGUUUAUAAGCUAUACAAAUGUAAACAGUGACUUAAAGUAAUAUGUUUAGGACUUCUGAUUUGUAGCUUUACCUUAAAAAAAAUGACUGGAUAAAAGAAAACAUGAAAAUGACAGAGAGAGAUCUUAAACCAAGCACUGCAUUUGAAGGGUAUAUUUUAAUUUACCCCCUGUCUCACAUUGAGGUCCAGUCCUGCAAGGUGCUGAGUUCAUUCUGCUCCCCUUUAUCUUACAGGGCAUUCAGGGUACUGAGCCCCUUCCAGGGUGAUGGAACAUUAUUUAGCCCUGAUCCUGCAAACCUGUAAGUAGCCCCAUUAAUGUCAUUGGGACUACACAUGUGAAUAAAGUUAAGCAAGUGUUAACAGAAUUAAGGCCCAAUCCAGCAAACCCUCAUGUGAACAGUCCCAGGGGGCUAUUGGAGUUCAGGCCCUUUGUGGGGAUAUAUAUUUACUGGAUUGGAAUGGCAGGUUACAAUUGCCUUAAGAAAGUCAUUCCUUUGAGGCUAAUUGAAACUGAGAAUGUUCAGCACCUUGCAGGACUGGAUCCCCUCAGUCUAGGACACAGGAAGGAGAUGAAAAGAUACCCUGCAAGUACAGCAGCUAGUUUUCACAUCUCAAUACAUUUGCCAUUCUCAUUCUGCCAAAUCGUAGAUGAUUGUGCUGGAAGGAAGACUUACAAAAUAGACUGUAAUUUGUAGUGGCUCCUUGAAAACCAUUGCCCUUGACUGUGUAAAAUAUCUACCUUUUAAAAAGUGCCUAACUAUCGAUUUGUGGAAAAAUGUGACCUCUUUUUCAGAGCCAUUAAUUACAGUUUAUCAGGUAGCUAAACCACCCUUUCAGAUAUACACCCAUAGCACAGAAAAUUCACCUAUCAAAACAUGCAUUUAACUAGGUAAAGAAUAAAUGUAAUUAUUCAAAAUAUGUCUCUCUGUGACCCAAGAUAUGUACUUCCCUGGGAGAUGAAGUCAUUCCUGUCCUACACAAAUCUGAUCCAAAGCCCACUGAAGUCCAGACUCCUCCUGAUGCUAGAAGGACUUCCAUUGACUUCGGCAGGCUUUGGGUCAGGCCCUAAAUCAUUUAAUUUUAUCAUUUUCCCUCGGAGUGCUUGUGCUUUUAAAAACAAACAAGGACAUUUUUUAAAAGGUUUAAAUAACAUCAAGGUUCUGUCUCAAACUGAUAAAAGGCAAGACUUUCAAAAUCAAGUUUGAUGGCAUCAUUAGCUCACACUUACAUUUUCCCAUCAAGUUGAAAUCAAUCAAAGUGUCCUCUUUCAUGUGGCAUGUCUUGGUUUAUGUUGGUUUGAGACAGGCUCUUUCUGUAUUAUUUGAACAUCUAUCUUAAAUGUAAUAAUCUUUAUCAUGAACAAACUGUUGCUUGUUGAUACUGCCAAAUGCAUUACUUAUUUCCCGUUAUGUUGUUUAAAACAUUUCUGUCAGCCCAGGUCCUGCUGUGACAGGUGAGCACAUCACAAAAUCCACUUCUGAGUUGGCAUCUGUGCUUGUGGUAUAAGUAGAAAGUCCAGUGGUUGGCUGGGAUGAGGGCGUUCACUCCCUCAGCUCAGGAUUGAGGUGGUGUGAGGACAGCCUGGCACAUGCUGCUGCUGCUCAUGCCAUCCCAGUGUCAAUAAGACUUCAAUCUCUGGGCCAUUCAAUCUGGCAACUUUCUCAAUUACUAAAUGUACUAUGCUCUUCUUGAGAAUAGUAGCAAUACAGACCAAAAAUUCAGUUGGACUUGUAAAGAUAAAUGUUUAUUUUGUUCUUUUGCUACUGAACAGUCUUCAUUGACUCUACUUGGUUAAAUAUUGAUUGUCACCUACACGUUGUAUGUCAGUGGUAACUACUCAAAUAGGUCCAGUGGGUCCUGCACCAUUCAUGGCAGAACAACAUGCAUAAUCCAACUCAAGGUUCACAAGUGAAGUAACCAUGAUAGCCCCUCCCUUUAAUGAAAGAAGGAUAGAUGGGUGUAGGACUCAAAUGAGUUUAAUAGAAAACAAACUACAGUGCCAGUAAAACAAAAAGAGGUGCUCAGUGUAGUUAGCAGCAGUGUGGAAAGCUGGUUAAUAAAGAGGUCAACCUUUUAUGUCUUAGUAGAAGACAUUGGUGCAAACUGAAUGUGCCUGCAUGUAAGAAGGGGCAGGAUUCGGCAGGGAAAUUCAAGCUGUGGUGACCAUUCUGUCGCUUAAUAGCUUUGUAUUCAGAAGCAAGAAGUUCAACCAAAUAUGAUCUCCAUUCCAUCCUGAAGUAGCUCCUCUUCUUUAAAGUUCAUGAUCUGUAACUGCUGGCUUCUGAUCAUUAGCUCCAGCGAUGUACCAAAUGUUUUCUAGCAUAGCCCGUCGUUAGCUGAAAUAUCGGUGUUGUCAAAUUUGUGUGUAAAUACGACUCAUAAAUGAUUUCUGAGAGAUGUGACUUAUUUUUCAAAAUGCAUUCCAUUUCAAAUAAAGAGGUAUCUGUUGAAAUGAAUUGGUGCCAUGUUGAAGGAACUAUCCUUUGGGGCUAUAGCUUCUUAGCUUACAAAGGUUUAAGGGGCUGAUCUAGAGCCCACUAAAGUUAAUGAAAGUCUUUUUCAUUGACUUCAAUAGGCUCUAGAAGAGGCUUGUGGGUUGUUGUUGUUUUUUUUAAAGAAAACAUGAGUUCAAAACAACUAUUUACAUAGAGCUUUCCUAAAAGAACGGCUGAUUGAAUUACCAGUGUCAUCCAGUAACUUUUCUACAUACAGCACAGUUGUAAGGUGUUAGGUCUUGUAGCUUGUGCAUGGGUGGACUGCUCUUUGAUUUCAGUGGGGCUCUGCCUGGCACAGGAGUUCACCCACAUGCAACAAGUUGCAGGACAGAGGCCUCCUCAGACUGUAUCUUUAUCAGUGAGCGUGGUGAUCUCUAUGGAUGAGGUAGAGAAGCUGGGUAAGAGUCUAAAGAGCAGCAUGAGAUUUGCCUUGUUGCUCUUCUAUCAGCAUCUAAAAGCCUCUGAUGGAAUUUCAAGUAACCUUUAAGUAGCCCGGAAAGGACACUUCAAACAUUAGGAGUAUCCGCUUACAACAGCACUUGUUCCUUAUACGUGACAAGGAAUGAUGUGUGAAAAGAAGAAUGUGCAACUGCCACUGUUGCUUUUGGAGUCUCUGUGGAAUGAUAAGUCUUCAGGUGUGUCGAGCUGCCUCAGUGAAGUUAAGCUGCGUUACAAUGACCUUUGAUAUUUAGCACUACCACUUAUAUUAAGUUCAGUGGCACCAUUCGUUCUCUGGCUCUCUCGUAAGUAUAUAUAACAACACACAUUUGCCAGUCUUUUAUUUGAGAGUCACUAAAAAUAUCUGCUCUAAUGUGUAUUUCAAGAGUUGUUCAGGCCAAAAUUUUCAACUAUAGGUGCCUAAAGUGUAAGCACUUUGAUCCAUAAACAACUUUAUUUUUAGAGGUGCCAAGUACUCGCUUCUCCCUCUGAGCCGCUGGUGCCCAGCUACUUCUAAAAAUCAGGCCACUUUUAAUUAGGUGUCUGUAGAUUUAGUUGCUUAAAUGUUAAGCUCCUAAGGUUGAGAAUGUUGCUCGCAGCUUUUAAAGGGUGAUAUCAAUUAUUACCUUGUAAUUGUAGCUUGAAAAACAUGUAAAGAAAAAUAUUUAACAACAAGGAAUAGGAAUACAUAAUAAAAGAAGAGUUUUGAAAAGAAGCUCAAUCUAUUAGCUUGACAAAGAGAAGGUUAAGGGGUGACUUGUCAUAGUAUCUACCUGGGCUACAAAUAUUUGAUGCUAGGUUCUUCAGUCUAGCAGACAAAGGUAUAACAAGAGCCAAUGGCUGGCAGUCAAAGCUAGACAUAUUGUUAACAGCCAGGAUUAUUAACCAUUAAAACAAUUUACCAAGGAUCGCUCAUGAUGGAUUUUCCAUCAGUAGCAAUUUUUAAAGCAAGAUUGGCUGUUUUUCUAAAAGAUCUGCUCUGGUUCAAAUAGAAAUUAUUUUGGGGAAGUCCUAUGGCCUGGGUCAUGCAGAAGGUCAAACUAGAUGAUCCCAGCAAUUCCUUCUGGCCUUAAAAUCUAUGAAUAAUUUGUCAUUUUCAGUCUUUCCUCUAAAGAUGACAUCAAACUCUGCGUGUAGGGCACCACUUACAAGAUCUAUGCCCACGUGAGUCCUAUGUAAGUCCUAUCAUGCUGCCUUGGGUCAGACUUCAGUGGUAGAAAGGCCUUGUGUGGGCAUUGUGCACAGAAGUGAAGUUCAUCCUAUGUGAAUUGGGCUGUUGUCUUCCUCCGUAGGGGCAAUCAUUUUAAUAAUGCCUUCAAGAGAGAGUUUACUUUGAUGUAAAGUAAGAUGGAAAGAACAUUAGGAAUCAUUGCAAGAUGAUAAGGUAGGACUUAUUGGCUUGAUCUGAAACCCUCUGAAUUCAAUGGGAAUCUUUCCAUUGACUAAAAUAGACUUUGGCUCAAGCCCCAUAGGCAGACUUUUGGUGUUGUGCAUGAAUGCAUAUAUACAUUUAAUUCUUUUUAUUUGUGUGUUUUUUGUUUUGGUUUGUUUAGUUCUUUUGUGUGAUCUUAAAAUAUUAAACCAUGACUGAAUUUAGAACAGUGACACUUUGAUUCCUAAAUGCUUUCACUAUCACUUUGCCAUUGUUGUGAAAAUGGUGGCUUUCCUUUUUUAAAACAUGACACUUUCCCCAUGAUUUACUCGUUUGCAAUUAGAUUGCUGUGAUGAGAAUAACUUUAAUUAUUCUGGGGUUUUGCUUUCAAUUUCUACAGUAAAACUUGGACAAAGAUCGUUGGAACAUGAAAUGACUUGUGUUGUUUUCUAAGGGCUUGGCUACGCUUGAGAGUUAGUGUGCAAUAAAGGAGCCCCGUUCACACUAGCUCACUUCCUGGCCACACUGGCAAGGCAUGUAGAAUGCCCGGACUCCAUGGCUGGAGCUCUCCUGGUACUCCACCUCGGUGAGUGGAAUAAUGUUUGCUGCGCCCCCACUGGAGUACCGCAGCGCCAGUGUGGACGACCUAUCCUGUUAAUGUGCUCUGAUCGGCCUCCAGAAGUGUCCCACAAUGCCUGUUCUAGCCACUCUGGUCACCACUUUGAACUCUACUGACCUGCCCUCACGUGACCAACCAUCAGACCCACCCUUUAAAUUCUCUGGGAAUUUUGAAAAUCCCCUUCCUGUUUGCUCAGCCAGGCAUGGAGUGCUAUCAGCGAAUCUUUCCAGGUGACCAUGCCUCCAUGCACCAGGCGAGCCCCAGUAUGGAGCAAUGGCGAGGUGCUGGACUUCAUCAGUGUUUUGGGGGAGGAAGCUGUCCAGUCCCAGCUGAGCUCCAGCUGUAGAAAUUAUGAUCCCUUCGGGCAGAUAUCAAGGGACAUGAUGGAAAGGGGCCAUGACCAGGACGCACUGCAAUGCAGGAUUAAAGUGAAGGAGCUGCAGAAUGCCUACCGCAAAGUCCAUGAGGCAAACAACUGCUCCGGUGCUGCCCCUGCGAUGUGCCAUUUCUACAAAGAGCUGGACGCGAUACUUAGGAGUGACCCCACCUCCACUCCGAGUUCUACCAAGGACACUUCAGAGCCCAGUUCAACAAGGCAGGAGGAGGAGGAGGAGGUGGAGGAGCAAAGCGGGAGUGAGUGUGCUGAGGCAGAGGAAGGCACCCCAGAAUCCCUAGAUGCAUGCAGCCAGGAGCUGUUCUCAAGCCAGGAGGAAGGUAGCCAGUCGUGGCAGCCAGUGCUUGGGAAUGGACAAACACCAGAGGAGGUUACCGAUGCAACUUUGAGAUCUCAGCCGUCUGUGUUAUCACCGUCCGAAAGACUCCAAAGAAUCAGAAUGAGGCCACAUAGAAGCAAGGAAGACAUGUUGCAUGAAGUAAUGCAGCAUUCAAGUAAUGAGAAUCAAAAAGUGCAGGAGUGGUGGGAGAGUGAAAGGAGGAUCUGCCAGCAGAACGAUGAGCACCGACACAAAAGCGUGGUGCUCCGGCAGAAAAGCACAGAUCGGCUGAUAAGCAUACGGAUCGCCAAGCAGACUCUAUCCAGGCGCUCGUAGCCAUGCUGGCAGAGCACUACCGCGCCUGUCCCACCCUGCAGCCCUUGUCCCAAAACUCUUUCCCUUGUGCCCCCAUUUCACUUCCAACCCACUGUCCCCAACAUCCGGGUUCUUAUCACCACCAGCUGCCUCCAACACCUGUAGCUUCACCACCCAGCCCUGAAAACUAUGACCCUUACUCACUGCACUCAACCCCAAUCACAAUGCAGUAUAGGCAUCCUAAAGUGCAACACUCAUUGCACAGCACUCCAGACAGCACAUAUGCAUAUCUGUGAUUGUACCAUACCCCACCCCACCCCCUUGCCCUUUCUGUUU
Molecule: messenger RNA, 6657 nt
Organism: Malaclemys terrapin pileata
Lineage: Eukaryota; Metazoa; Chordata; Testudines; Emydidae
Product: zinc finger protein with KRAB and SCAN domains 2-like
Exons: 2
Coding region: 5530-6342 (270 amino acids)
Source: RefSeq, a predicted model, not a curated record